CAGCCUUUAUAUUUAUUUACUGCUGAGAGGUAGUGGUAGAAAUACUAGUAGAAGAAGCUGCAAUAUUCGUUCAUGGCAGCCAAGGAAAACAACAUAGGCCUGCAGAGUCAUCAGCAGGACCGCCACCCGUGCAGAUGCAAAUCAUUUGGGCAGAAGUGCAGUCACCUGGUGAAGAAGCAGCGUGCCAAAUUCUACAUUCUCAGGCGUUGUAUAGCGAUGCUUGUGUGUUGGCACGAGCGAGGAGACCCUUAAGGCACUUGUCCUGCUCGAGACUGCAUUAGCCUAUAUAUAGGAAUGUAAUUAAAAGGGAGUGCUUCUCAUAUAUUAGAUAAUGUAGCUCAUUCCUUUUUUUUUCUUUCUCUUUUUUUUUUUUUUAAGGCAGUUGCAGUAUAUAUAUUUAUAUAUGAAUAUAAUGUUUUUUUAGCUGCUUGGGAGGCCUUUAGAUCUGCGUUUGGUCUAGGUUAAAUAAUUUUCUGUACUAAGAUUCUUCUCUCCAAUCCAUCUUUCUGGGCAACCAAACAGGGUGUUUGCGAUGGCCCGAUGAUGUUGUCUUGUUGUUCACAGUCUUCUCGGAUAUAACUUCAAGUAAGAACCGAAAACAAUUGCAGAUUGAAGGGUUUCUUCAGUUUGUUUAAUUUGCUUUCUUUUAUCCUUCCAUUUUCUGCUUCUUUCAAUUGGGCUAUGAUGAGGCCGAUGGAGUUAAUUAGCAGUUAAUAGCAGGGAUAGAUGAGAAAUUUGAGAAAGAUUCCGGACUUGUUCCCAGAUUCUUGGAGUGAAUUUUGAUUGGUCUGUAGUUUUCUUGUUAUUUGGUCUGAACUUUCGCCGCUGAGUUCUUGAGAGAACAUGGCUUCCUAGAAAGGAUUUCAACAUAAUAUCGCACUUUCUAUAUAAUUUUUUC
Messenger RNA from Vitis riparia (riverbank grape), 898 nucleotides. RefSeq lists its product as uncharacterized. The coding region runs from base 73 to 252 and encodes 59 amino acids. The transcript has a single exon. The record is from RefSeq and is a predicted model, not a curated record. Gene Ontology annotation, biological process: negative regulation of cell population proliferation. Lineage: Eukaryota; Viridiplantae; Streptophyta; Magnoliopsida; Vitales; Vitaceae.